Messenger RNA from Larimichthys crocea (large yellow croaker), 1338 nucleotides. Its product is annotated as zinc-activated ligand-gated ion channel. Gene Ontology annotation, molecular function: transmembrane signaling receptor activity; extracellular ligand-gated monoatomic ion channel activity. NCBI's taxonomy places the organism in Eukaryota, Metazoa, Chordata, Actinopteri, Sciaenidae. Gene Ontology annotation, biological process: monoatomic ion transmembrane transport. The coding region runs from base 58 to 1338 and encodes 426 amino acids. Gene Ontology annotation, cellular component: membrane. The transcript is spliced from 9 exons. The record is from RefSeq and is a predicted model, not a curated record.
ACAGAGCUGUCAGUGACUCUAUUACUUAUAGAAACUAAUAGUCUCCUUCCUGCAGUGAUGCAAUCAGAAAAGUUGAGAUUUCUCACCCACCAUCAGUGGAAGUCAGUCCUCUUACUAAGUCUACUAGGAUAUGCACAUGCUGACCCCAGCUGCACUAGUCGUCGGUGUUUGUCUGAAAUGUUGAUCAAUAAAAGUUGUGUAACUCAGCCACAGGAUGAAAACUGCACUCAAAUCAUUUACGUGCCGCUCAUUGAGUACCAAACUCUGUCAGUUGACACAAAGAAACUCCGCCUCAUGUGUCGCAUGCAAGCUUCACUUCAAUGGACAGAUCUCGAGUUGGCAUGGAACACAUCAGUUUACCAAUAUAAUGAAGUGGUCCUGCCGGUUGACAGGGUCUGGACCCCAGAGCUCCAUGUGACAAAUGGAAUAAAAACAACCAUGAAGCACAGCUCCCCUGAUCUGCUGGUGUACAGUAACGGCACAGUGAGGCACAAUGUGAUCCUAAGCUCAGAGGUGAACUGUGAAGUCAACCUGUUCAACUAUCCCUUCGCUGCUGAUAGAUGCCCUGUUGCCCUACAAACAUGGGCCAUUGAUGGAUGUGGUACACAUCUGGUAAUGAAUGAGGUUAAGUUGGUUGAUAGUUCCCAUGGAGAUUGGCAAACUGACAGAGUGAGCCUCGAGAAACAGAGAAAAGAUCGCAAUUACAUCAUGGUUGAUUUGCACAUCAAAUAUAUAAACCCCUUCAUAACAUUACUGCUGCCCAGUAUCCUGAUCAUCUUGGCUGACGUGGUCAGCUUUGCUCUGCCACUAGGAGGCGGUGAACGCAACUCUUUCAAGGUCACUCUGGUGCUCAACUUCACCAUGUUCAUCUCCAUCCUGAACAAUGUUCUCCCUGGAGACAGCCAAUGCAGCCCCAUCAUCCGAACCCACUUCUGCAUCUGUCUGAUCAUCUUGAUGCUGAGCAUGUUGGUGUCCCUUGUGCUGACACGGGUGGCCAAAGACGGUGGGAUAAUUUUCUGUUGCUGGACCCAAGGGUCGGUCGAAGAAAACACAGGAAACAAGGAAUUGAAAGAGGAUGAUGAAGCCAAAGCUGACAAAAGUGUUGUUCAGCUGAAUGCUGCAGAUGAGCACAGUCAGAUGGUCAGAAAGGUUGUCAACUUCGUGGACGAUCAUGCAGCGAAGCAACUGGAAAGUGAGAGAUGUCAGAAGUUUGCCAACAAAUUGGAUAAAACAUUUUUCUGGUUCUAUUUCAUUUCUGGCACUAUAUACUUUAGUGGCAUGACAUAUGUGAUGGUAAAUUAUGAAUGUGAAGUUAACCAUUUUGAUUUCUGGUACUAA